AUGCACACGGACCUUGACAGCAACAUGGACACGGACACAGAGACCACGGCACUUUGUCCUUCCAGCAGCCGCCAGGCCUCCCCACCAGGGACACCCACACCAGAAGCAGACACCACACUUCUGAAACAGAAGCCAGAGAAACUGUUGGCAGAGUUGGACCGGAGUGGGCCACCUCCUGUCCCUGGGGCCCCCAGACGAAGAGGAAGUAUGCCUGUACCCUAUAAACACCAGCUGCGGCGGGGCCAAGCUGUCGAUGAACUUGACUGGCCACCUCAGGCCUCAUCCUCUGGCUCCUCUGACUCUGUGGGCUCAGGGGAUGCAGCCCCCACCCAAAAGGAUGGUGUCUUUAAGGUCAUGCUCGUGGGGGAGAGUGGCGUAGGCAAGAGCACCCUAGCCGGCACUUUUGGAGGUCUCCAGGGAGACAGUGCUCAUGAGAUGGAGAACUCAGAGGAUACUUAUGAGAGGCGGAUCAUAGUGGACAAAGAAGAAGUGACUUUAAUUGUUUAUGACAUCUGGGAGCAGGGCGAUGCAGGAGGAUGGCUGCAGGACCACUGCCUUCAGACGGGGGAUGCCUUCCUCAUCGUCUUCUCGGUCACAGAUCGACGAAGCUUCUCCAAAGUUCCUGAAACCCUUCUUCGGCUCCGGGCUGGAAGGCCCCACCAUGACAUACCUGUCAUCCUUGUUGGCAACAAGAGUGACCUGGCCCGCUCCAGGGAGGUGUCACUAGAGGAGGGUCGCCACCUGGCCGGGACGCUGAGCUGCAAGCACAUCGAGACGUCGGCCGCGCUGCACCACAACACUCGGGAGCUCUUCGAGGGCGCCGUGCGCCAGAUCAGGCUGCGGCGCCGGGGCCAGCGAGCCGAGCCUGGCAGCCCCGACGGCCCCGCGCCGCCCACGCGCCGCGAGAGCCUCACCAAGAAGGCUAAGCGCUUCCUCGCCAACCUGGUGCCGCGCAACGCCAAGUUCUUCAAGCAGCGCUCCAGGUCGUGUCACGACCUUUCCGUGCUCUGA
Peromyscus eremicus (cactus mouse) is the source of this 1011-nucleotide messenger RNA. RefSeq names its product RRAD and GEM like GTPase 2 (gene Rem2). Bases 1 to 1011 code for a protein of 336 amino acids. The transcript has 5 exons. The record is from RefSeq and is a predicted model, not a curated record. NCBI's taxonomy places the organism in Eukaryota, Metazoa, Chordata, Mammalia, Rodentia, Cricetidae. Gene Ontology annotation, molecular function: GTP binding; calcium channel regulator activity; GTPase activity. Gene Ontology annotation, cellular component: plasma membrane.